Molecule: messenger RNA, 999 nt
Organism: Postia placenta MAD-698-R-SB12
Lineage: Eukaryota; Fungi; Basidiomycota; Agaricomycetes; Polyporales; Adustoporiaceae
Exons: 3
Coding region: 1-999 (332 amino acids)
Source: RefSeq, a predicted model, not a curated record
AUGUCAUAUAUCGAGGUGCACGCCUGCUAUCCUGCGUUGGGGCCCGCGUCCGGAUGGCCCGCCGUGCGCGGUAGGGUUGGGGGCUGGGAGCCCUGUGUUGCGCCUGCGGAAAGGCUAUCCCACGCGCGCGUGCUUCGCUGCUGCGCGGACGUAAUGGACGGGCCCUCGUGCUCGUGGCUGGCUGGGUGGUCGGAUGGUGUCUUGGAGUCUCUCAGUGCUCGGGGUAACGAAGCACCCCUUAGUAGCGCGGCUCGUGAUCGAGCGGGCGGCGCGAUCGCGCCGCCGAGCUUCAGUCGCCUUGCGAUCUGCUGCAGGCCGCGCACGGCUCCGUCCCAGCGACCCCGCGCGCAUCCGGGAUCCAAGUCAGGUCACGUCAAGCACUGCAUGCGCGAUCGAGAGGGCGGCACGGAUCAGCCCUCGACCACACGGAACAUCUGCCCGUCUGUACUGUCUAUCGGGCAUAUGACCCACGAUGACGCAGCCGGCCUGCGCCCCGGGCAGGUCGUGAACGCCCGCACGCGAGCCCGGGCCCUCGUUCUGCCGCGAAGCGGGAAGCGGGAGGCUGCUGAGAGACGCUAUCUGACUGACGCUGUGAUGCUCGGGCCAAAUGCGAUAUACUUGCGCGGCGGUGGUACUGUGCGGCUGUGGAGGAGCAACGAGGCAGAUACGCGUCCGCGUCUCCUGGUAACUUACAUGUCUUUCUUUGUGCACUGUGAGAGCAGGUUACGGCACAGGGAACGUUCGCUCUCCAGAGCGCUCAACGGCGGCGAUAGUAGGGCAGGAUAUGACUCUGGCCGUCAUAUGAGCUAUGAGCCUGGGUCACGCAGGGAGCGAAGGAGCGCCGAAUGCGGACAAUUGGGCAUCGUGAUUCUAUGCGCAGAACGCUUAGGCGGCGUCUCGUAUCUGCCUCUUGUGUCUGUCUUCUUCGUGCUACUCAGGGACGCCUGCAGCGGCCCUGGCGACUCUGAACCGUCCGUGGAAGCGACAUAUAGGAGAUAG